This is a messenger RNA of Neoarius graeffei (lesser salmon catfish), 690 nucleotides long. It is a transcript of the gene lhfpl4b, whose product is annotated as LHFPL tetraspan subfamily member 4b. Lineage: Eukaryota; Metazoa; Chordata; Actinopteri; Siluriformes; Ariidae. Gene Ontology annotation, cellular component: plasma membrane. The coding region runs from base 1 to 690 and encodes 229 amino acids. The record is from RefSeq and is a predicted model, not a curated record. Gene Ontology annotation, biological process: sensory perception of sound. The transcript is spliced from 3 exons.
AUGCAGCCCCAUGCAGCCGAGGUGGCACGCCUCUACCAGACAGAGUUCAUCCGGAGCGCGAGGGCUAUGGGUGUCCUGUGGGCCAUUUGCACGCUCUGCUUCGCCGUCAUCGAGGUGGUCAUCCUGGUUCAGCCAUCCUGGGUGGGAACACGUGAGCUCCGUUAUCCAGCCAGCAGUGUCGCUGGAAAGGCGCCACCUCAGACUGGUACACUGGGUCUGUUCGAGGUGUGUGUGGAGUCAGACUGGCCAGUGCCGGAGUGCACAGGCUCCCUACGAACACUGACCCCGAUUCCAGCCUUCCAGUCCCCAGCUGUACUGGUGUGCAUCUCCCUGACCAUGGUGUGGGUCAGUGUGGGCUGUCUGUGCCUGUUUCGCUUCUGCAAUGCCGCAACCGUGUACAAGAUCUGUGCCUGGCUACAGCUUACUGCUGGUUUUUGUCUGGCGCUGGCCUGCGUGCUCUUCCCAGAUUCGUGGGAGUGUGCUGAAAUGCAUGCACUGUGUGGAGACAGUGUGGAGAGUUUCUCUCCAGGGAACUGCACUGUACAUUGGGCCUACGUACUGGCCAUGCUGGGAGUGCUGGAUGCCGGCAUCCUCGCCACACUUGCCUUCGUCCUGGGCAACCGUCAAGACGCGCUGCUCCCAGAUGACGCUAAGGAUGGUGACGUGACUGGGUUGUUACUGGAAGCAUAG